AUGUGCAAUAUUACAGAAGAAGUAAUGCGACUUACUAGAAUUGUGAGAGCAUUACUACAACAUUCGAUAACUCAAAACAAUAAUUUGCAUUAUGUGACUCGUGAAGAUGUGGUGGAUGUGUUUUAUGGGAACAAAAAUAAUAAUAUUACCAAAAAAAAUCUUACUCAGAUAUCAGAAUAUCCUUCAAGUCAUUUUCAAACAAGAUUGCGUCCAAAGAAAAUGUGUCUUUAUUUACUGAAUUCUUUAAUUCAAAAAGGAAUUAUAAUUCAAGUCAUUAAUCUUCAAAGAACUCAUUCUGAAUCAGCCGUACUGACUCACAGCUGUAAAAUU
Ambispora gerdemannii is the source of this 330-nucleotide messenger RNA. The record is from the annotation of a GenBank genome assembly. Lineage: Eukaryota; Fungi; Glomeromycota; Glomeromycetes; Archaeosporales; Ambisporaceae.